Molecule: messenger RNA, 756 nt
Organism: Zeugodacus cucurbitae (melon fly)
Lineage: Eukaryota; Metazoa; Arthropoda; Insecta; Diptera; Tephritidae
Product: protein dpy-30 homolog
Exons: 1
Coding region: 191-490 (99 amino acids)
Cellular component (GO): Set1C/COMPASS complex
Source: RefSeq, a predicted model, not a curated record
ACGAAGUUUUCAUUACUACUGUGAAUAUUUUCGUUCUGACGUCGUAUUUUGUUUGACAUUUUACAUUGGUUUUUAAAUCAGAACUAUUAAAUAUAGACUGAAAAAUUAUUGUUGUUUCUAAUAAACGGCAAUAUUUGAUCACGAUAAUUAAAUACUUAGUAAAGAAUAUUAUACUCACGCAAUAGUAGUUAUGGAAAAAACUGAAAGAGCAACAACCCCGCAACCUGCUCCAGAUCAGCAGACUCCUGGUGAUGCUUCUUCUACUGCAACAAAUCAGCAGUCAGCUGCGCAACCUCAAUGUAAAAGACCGCGUCCGGAUUUGAGUUCACUGCCCACUCGUCAAUAUUUAGAUCAAACUGUAGCGCCGAUAUUAUUACACGGAUUACAGACGUUAGCGCGAGAACGACCUGCAGAUCCUAUCAGUUUUUUGGCGGCAUAUCUACUGAAAAACAAAAAUCGCUGCGAGGAAUCUAUACCAGAAAAUAUUUAAAACUUAUAAAAUACAAAAGAAUAUCACAACUAUGUACCCAAUGAAUUAAGAUGCACCUACUUGAAAGGCUAUAAAAUUGUAGUAUUUAAGGUGUAACUACUAGCUGGAUUAUCUCAAUAAUUUUCAAGCUUAUUGAACUGAACUCUCUCUCUUGACGAUUGUAUUUCAUAUAUUUUAUAAAAUGUCUAAUCUAGCUUUGCCUAAAAAUAUUUAUGUUUAAAUAUACAAUAAAAAAAACGUAUGUAUGUAGCAUCUCAGUCAUCUAA